AUGGAGGCUGCGUUGAAUGGUCUAGAGAAUACAGUCAAGCAGCAGACCACAAAAGAAGCAGUCUCACAGGCCAAAGAAGCCGUGAAAGCCUUGUCAGCCAGCGAAAACGUCUCACUUCCGUACGUUCGAGAGAAGUGCUUAGCUGCAUUUGAGCUCGCUUUCGACAAAGGAAAUGAUAAGGCUGCUCAUUACGCCGUUGAGGGAGUACAGGCUCUUUUGCGUGACCAGCGCUUUCACUCCAUCUCCAUCGAGAAUCCAAAUUAUAGUUUGCCCACACAGGUGCUCAGCGCUAUGACAGGAGUCGCACAAUGGAAUUGUCAGUUGCAGUGCCAUUGUUUGACGUUACUUGUGGAAAUGGUGUGUUCUGUGGAGCUGAGGGUUUCUUUACAAGAGGUUGAUGAAUGCUUGGAGCUCUGCAUGAGGGUAUUCGGCUGCACCCGUGAAGAGUCGGCAAGGGUCUCAGCGCGCGCAGCUGUAUCGCAGUCGAUUACCGCUUACUGCUGUAAUCGAUAUGCUGCUGGGGAAGAGUCGCAGAAUUUUCUGUCCGUAUAUUUGGAUGUGACAAAGUUACUGGAAAGUUACAUAGCCAAAUUGGAUCAGUUGACGGUGUCUGCUGAUCAAAGCGUUAUCGUAUUCGACGCGGUGAACGCCCUACUCUCCGCACAGCCACUAAGUGUUCAGAGACAUGCACCGUUGGUGAAUCUGUUGUGGGAGAAGCUCUGCCCUUUGAUGAUUAGACUGCUGGGGGUUCCCGACAAAAACGUUUCGGUCGCACAAACCAUAAGCGCUGAAGAACCUCUUGGACAAGGACAAAUGGGGAAAUUCACGUUAAGUCCAGCCGUUGUGGCAAACCCUGAGGCGACGAGAGUCCUGUACCAGAUUCUGGAGCAGCUGAUCCGCAUCAUGGCUGGAAUCCCCUCAGUGAAUUCCGUUUUGGAGGCUUUGUUUCAUAAAGCGUUCCUUUUCCCAAAGAUUGAGCAGAGAACUGAAGCUAUAAAGAUAAUCAAGAAAAUUUUGUCGGAUCGUCGUCGGCUGAACGAUAUUGUUUGUUCGUGCGUCCGUUCCCGUUCGUUGUCUCUAUGGCGGAUGAUGAUCGUCUGCAUGGCCGAAUGCGCCCACCCUCAAUACGAGAUUGCUAUUGAGGCUACACGAGCAUGUGGCUCGAUGUUGCAAGGGAUCCUUGACUUUUGCGAAUCUCCUGGCAUUCUUGAUGAAGAAAUACGGUGGAAAAUAAAAGAGAUGUUUCCAACAUUGGAAGCUGUGAAUCCACUUAGUAAGUUCAUUACACCAAAGUUUUUUCUAAAACAAACAAAACCUAAUUGUCGUUUGUUUUACGGUUUUACGACUCGAUCUGACGUUGGCCAGUGCAGCCCUCGACCUUCGGCGGAACAUGUAGAGAAAGAAGACUGUAUUGCUGGAACAGACGACGGAGAUGAUAUGGAUCAGACAUUGAGGAAAUUGUCUCGUAAGUUCGGCCUCCAAAGUAUGAGUGAAGAAGAGGUGGCUGCUAUGCCUAUCGCACAGCGAAGGAAGACCGACUACGAUGAAACGACAGAAAAAAUCACCGCUCAAAAGUUUGUCGACUCCUUGGUCGAUCACAUUGCGGAGUGGACCUCAUUCAAGUCGACGCUUGAACUAGACGAGGCAAUCCUGGAAUUCUCUUCAGGAUUCUAUAACGAUUUUUCGGCGGUGCACAAUGAAGCGUUCAAAUCGAAAUCGAAGAUCCAACAGGAAUUCCUGAACACGGACGCAAUUUACAUAACGGCUUACUCAACCCUUUGCCUCGCGUACCGCGGUGAGGAAGCGGUUUCCUGGGCUGCCUUUCGGGAUCGUGUACUCAAGUCUGGAUGCAUUGUGUACGUGAGCGAAAGCUGGCUGCAUAAGGUGUACGACCACGCGAUCACUGCGACCUUUGGUGAAAUAUCUGGAGCACUUCUCGGUGUUGUGCAAGACUUCGAUGGAGUUGAUUGUCGAAUUCUGACCGAUGUCGAACGUCUACAGAAGAUAUCGCAAGGAAAGCCUCCUGUCAAAGCGUUGGAAGAGAGAAUAGCGGCUCGCUGGCUGAUCUCUUCAGCGUGGGCCUCGAUCGUUCAUGUUUUCUCAACUUUUGUUGGAAUUAAAGAGCGCCAUAGAGCCCGUCAGAAAAUACAGGAUGGUGUGGAGUAUUCGAUUAAAGGGAUGCACCUGCUAGUAGCUGUGGCUGUGGAACUAGAACUCGGUGAUCGUUGCGGUUGGAUCUUCGAGAACCUCGUCGAAUUCUCUUGUGACGUAGAUGAACUGAGAACACUUGCCAGCUCUGAGGAACAGAAACGUGUUCGUGUACUCUCCCGGGAGGACCUGCUCAGUAUCCAACUCGUGCUCGACAAUGCACUAGUCUCCAUUUAUGCUCCGGAAUGUUGGAAGCAUGUGAUACGGUGUAGCGAGUAUGUGUUGGAACUAGAGAAAUUCAUUUAUGGUGCUUUGUGCUACGAAAAACCAUCACGAUUCAGCUUCGGAAAGAAAAAACAACCAGAGCAGCCUGAACAGAAGGAGGAGGAGGGGAUAUCUGCCGCGGAUCGCUCAGUGAACAGCGCUAUUGGAAAUGGAGAACUCGACAAGGACAGCUUAAGCAGAGUGUUAUGUAUACUGAUAGCCAAGGUCGACAGAUUCUACUCUAAGGUUGGCCACGAGUUAAAUCUUCGAUCCUUGCAAGAAAUAUGUACGGCUAUUACGAGCGCUAGUGAAAAUCGCAUCUUCUACUCCGGAAAAAAGGCUCCGGCUCUUACACCAGCGACAAACCUGCUAACAAGAAUAUCGGAAAUCUUAGCUCCCUUAGGGAACCGACCUCUUGUCCAUCAAAUGUUGCUGUGGCCGAUUGUCUGCGCUCACUUUGUUCAGGGCAUAACCUUAUUUUUUUAUGUUGCAUCAUGUCCGGACGAGUCUCGUAUCGGUGUUACUGCUUUGUCGGAUGCAAUUUCAUCUCUCAUUAUAGCCGAAUCCCAAGGGCUUUGCUUCAAUCAAAUGCUUAUUGCACCAUUUCAGGCAAUUGUUUGUUCCAAUACCUGUUCACCUGAAACUCGUCAACAAAUUGUUUCUGCACUCGCGGACUUCGUGAAGACGAAAUCAGAUAGGAUUGGAUCAGGAUGGAAGACAUUAUUUGGAACUCUUCGUGCUGUUCGCACAUCGGAAGUCGACGACGAUAGCGUUCAUUGGACUGUUCUGGAUGUGAUCGGAGCAUAUCUACGCAUCGACAAAUAUUCGGUGCUGUCGUGGUCCCUUCCCGAUUGCAUUCCUUGCAUUGUACACUUCCUGCAGUCGAGCCACUCAAAGACGACAACCUCGGAGAACGAAAAUCUUCCCGAGGGCUCAAUACCAGUUGAUGAUCAACUCAGUGAAGCCGCUCUACGUCUAGUAGCUCCAACCUACACCGUGAUCUUGAACUUGUUCAAAACGCCACACAUUCCCAAUCCUAACCUCCUCCACAGAGCAGAGUUGCGUGCUGAUUGCUUGGACGAGGUUGAAUGUGCAACGACUUCGUUCCCUCUGUCAGACUCUCUGGAUCCUGUGCAGUUUCCUCUCGCCGAUGGUGAUCCAUCUCCAUUGCAGUUGGAUGCCGACCUUGAAAUUACAAGGGGUGAUCUGCCUUGGAAAGAUCGCCCACCCUCAGAAGUUGCCUCACUUGAGCUACUGCUUUCUUUCGUGGAGCACCUGGCCGGUACUUUGGUAACAGCUCCUUCCUGCAUCCAGUCUCCUUUAUUACUAUCCAUUCAGCAACUCAUCAACACUAUUAAAGCCAGUGAAUUCGGGCUGUCAAUGGCAUGUUUUUGCCUAUCUAUUCUUCUCUUACCUCAUGUACAGAAAUGGAUAAAGAGGAGCGAAAGUGGGAAAGUAAACAACGGAAGAAGUGAUACGAACCUUAGACAGGCCGUUGGAAUCUGCACGCAAAUGGUCGUUGACAUCAUUGCACUGGAUCAAGAGGAUUGGCACAAUCGCCUACUGCUUGACAUUUGUCGACUCGCCAUCCACUGCACCGCGCAAGAAGGAGAUCUUCCACGAGUAGGGACAGCUUGCUUACGACAUGUUGCUGCAGCUGCCUCUCACUUCACAGAUCUCCAAUGGGUCAUCCUGGCGAAAUCGUUGUGGGACGCCACAGCAUCGACACUGUUGUCAAUUCGACUUCUCAAUUCUUUGUAUGUGAACGACUCCACAGACGAGAACAGCGACAUCGCUGAAAUUUUUGUGGAUACCAUUGAAGGAUUACCACUGACAGAGAGGAUCCUGGCUCAACAGGUGUUCAUGGUAGAUUCGCAGAAGCGAAAACUUUCAAAUGGCAUUUCUCAUGAGGAGUCUACGGGCUACGUGGAGUUAGUCAUUACGAUAGACGGAGAAAAGCAAAGGAUGUCUCUAUCGCACCUGAUUUCUUCACUGCUAGCACAUCAACUCGUUAUUCAGUUGAUUGGCUCUAUCCUGUGUCCUUGCAGUCGCCCUCCUGAAGGUUUGGAGAAGAUCCUUACCGGCGAUUGUUGUGGGCCAUGCAGUGUUCCCAGUAACGUGCGUAUUAUGAUGCACCACUGUUUAGAUGCUAGUUUUCAGGUUGCUCGAGAUUUCGACCGUCGCCAAGGUUUAUCGGCUGUUUUGGGUCGUGCUAUGGGUAUUCGUCGACCAAACUUGUACAAACAACUUGUUUCAUCCGCUUUGAUCAAAAUGCAUUCGUUCUUCAUCUGUGCAAUGGAACAGAAUCCGCCAGAUCUAUCCCGUCUAUGUGAUUGUCACUGCCAAAUGGUAGCCCUUCUACGAACAGCAGAGGUACAGAUUAGUGAGAAGAGAAUUGCAGCUGCAGCAAGAGAACAUAAAGAAGAAAAAUUCGAGUUCAUGUUGGUGGAGUGUGAUGGAGAAAAACUCUACAAACCAGUAUCUAAGGCAGAUAUUAACAAUGCGAUAUCAGAAUACCACAGGCAACGUCCAAUGGGCAUUCCGAGUAGGUCAGCAAACGAAAGGCCGAACCCUUUUAAUAACGUCACCAUGGAGGAAAAGGAUGGGUUGGAGCCAGACUACGAGACACUCUGCCUCCUUGCUUAUCGCCAAAUUUGUUUGGUCCCUAUCCAAACCAUAUUGGCAUUAGAUAACGCCGCACAACUAUUACCCCAAACCAUCAACUCUGUAAAAAGCCUCAUCCUAGCCACACCCGAUCUCACCAUUCGUCAACUGGCUGUGCGGAUUAUAGACCUAAUUUUGUCUUGA
Molecule: messenger RNA, 5220 nt
Organism: Necator americanus (New World hookworm)
Lineage: Eukaryota; Metazoa; Nematoda; Chromadorea; Rhabditida; Ancylostomatidae
Exons: 40
Coding region: 1-5220 (1739 amino acids)
Biological process (GO): regulation of ARF protein signal transduction
Molecular function (GO): guanyl-nucleotide exchange factor activity
Source: RefSeq, a predicted model, not a curated record